AGUCAGUAUCAAUGAUCAUUUUGCAAAUAUGGGAAUUAAACCCAAAGGGGUUACUGGAGCUCCCAGUGGCACAGGAAAGAAGGAGGUGGUGUGUGAAUAUUGCAAGAAGCCGAAACACACCAAGGACAAGUGCUGGAAAUUGCAUCCCAGUCUUGUCCCUAUCCGAUUCCAGAAGAAGAAUGAUAGUAGAAAGACAGGAAGUGUACAUGCAGCUACAAGUACAGAUACAGAGGUUGAGUAUGCCAGUGCACAGUUGGCAGCCAUGAAAGCUGAAUAUGAGAAGUUUGGAAAGAUGAUCAACCAGCUUGAAGGUGUAACUUCAUCAUCCAACCCUUCUGGAAGUCCAGCCACCACCGCAUUUGCUCACUCAGGACCUGAAGUCUCGGAAGGUGAUUGAGAGUGGCCAUGAAGCGAAUGGAAUAUACUUGCUCGACACCCCUGGCCAAUGCUUUGAUCAUCCCAAGAAUGUUGCUUUUGGUUCUACUUCUUCAGAGUCUGUCAGUCAAAUUAUGUUGAGUCAUUGUCGGUUGGGUCAUUUACCUUU
Molecule: messenger RNA, 544 nt
Organism: Nelumbo nucifera (sacred lotus)
Lineage: Eukaryota; Viridiplantae; Streptophyta; Magnoliopsida; Proteales; Nelumbonaceae
Source: RefSeq, a predicted model, not a curated record